This is a messenger RNA of Archocentrus centrarchus (flier cichlid), 3880 nucleotides long. RefSeq names its product FA complementation group B (gene fancb). The transcript is spliced from 8 exons. Bases 222 to 2753 code for a protein of 843 amino acids. Lineage: Eukaryota; Metazoa; Chordata; Actinopteri; Cichliformes; Cichlidae. Gene Ontology annotation, cellular component: Fanconi anaemia nuclear complex. The record is from RefSeq and is a predicted model, not a curated record. Gene Ontology annotation, biological process: positive regulation of double-strand break repair via homologous recombination; negative regulation of double-strand break repair via homologous recombination; interstrand cross-link repair.
ACUUUUGUUUACAAAUCUCACCCACAAUGCACUUCGUCUGACAGGAAGCGUUCAGUGGCAGUUGGCGCGUUACUUCGAGUGUGGACUAGAUGUAAAUAAAAGUUGAAACAAGUAAAAUUAGCGUGUAUUUAAACCUGUAACACUUCCGUCAUUAAAGUGAUCGAAGUUGUCAAUGUAGAAAGGUCUCAGUAAAGCGGAAGCGGACUCUUCUCUGCUGCAUAAUGGAGCUAGUUCUCUCUGAAGAUUUGUAUCGAAAUCCCCAUCGGCUCUCCCACUGUGGAAAGACUAUCUCAUUUCACUGCAAACGGGCUUCGGGCACAAAUGACAGCGAAGGGAGCGAGUUAAUAUUCUGCUGUCUUUCAUUUGAACGGGAAGGGAACUCGUUUCUGAAGGCAGCUGAUGGAGCGGCUGUCAUCAGCAGGAAAAGAUUAGCUCGUGUGGAUAUUGUAAAAUGUAAAUGCGUCACUGACGCUAAAAAGAGAGCCACCGCUCCGUGUAUUUUAGUGAUAACGAAGAGUGAGAAAAGAGGCAGCUUUCAAUAUAGUCUUCUCACACUGAACAGCUCAAACCAACUGGAGCCCUGCAUUGAGUUUAGACUCCCUUAUCAAAUGAAGGAGGAUGUAUCUAUUCUCCAGGGCCCCACUGUGCUGUGGAGUCAUGAAGGCGGUAUAUUUUAUACGUCUCUGCAGGCAGGAGGAGUGGCACAAGUGCCCAUUCAUUUCUCCCACAGUGUUGUAGGAGAACUCCCUCUCCACAAAGGACAGGUGUUUGUUCUCGGACUGCAAAACCUUCCAGAAGAGUCCACAAACCAAACCCUUGUCUAUUUUGUUGAGGACGGACAAGUGUUUGACGGCAGUAUGGUUUUACCUCAGCCAUAUAUUAGCAUCACACAGUGCAUCUCGGUGGUUGUGGCUGACCGAGUGGAUGGUGUGCUUAAAUGUGAUGUAGUUGCAGCAACUACUAAUCGGCAACUUGUUUAUUUUGAGAAUGGAAUGGUAACAGAUGUUUGUCAACUACCCUUUGAGCAACCUGAAAAUAUUCAAGUAGUUAACACAGGAAGAUGUGGCUACCUGUUUGUUGUAUCCUUUCGUGAGGGCCAUGUUUGCACUGUAUGGAAGGAAACAUUUCAGAUAGCCGCCCUCUGGUCAGGUGUCUGCUCCAUCCACGUGGAUGACUUUGUGGGAUGUGGAACAGACCAGAUGUUGCUGGUUUUUAAGGAUAGAUUUAUAGCAUUGGAAGGUUUCCUCAUCACUGACCUUUGUGGUAUUUCAUAUUCUCAUGGCCUGGACACCGAAGCACCAAAGACAUCUCCCCCUCCACCAGAGAACUAUCUCCUUACUCUUCAAGCUUUAGAAUCCAGACUUCAGAGUGGAUUGACCGUGCUUCAAGAGCUGCAAAGAGAAGUGACAGUGAAGGAAAGCGUUCUACAACAGUCAGUCAAAGCACUUACUGACGUGGUCUUGGAAAGGGAGACCGUUCUCACCCAGCAUGAGCAGGAAGGGCUUAUUGCUCUGUGGGACUCUGAUGACGAGUCAAAGAACAAGGCCUUGGAUGACAAGAUUCAAGACGUGCCAGCAGUGUCUUCAAAACCUCAAAUUGACAAGCUCUGGCAUCGCACCACUGAGGGCCGAAUGGUUGUGGGAGUGAUACUAACUACUGACAGCUCAGCACCGGUGACCAGUGUGAGCUUAUCCAUCCUGACAGACACGGGCCAGUGCUCAAGGCCCGCAGUCAUCCAGACCCAGAGCCAAAUGUUCUGGCUCCCUGCGCCCUGCUCCUCACCAUCAUCCUCCUCCUCUUCCUUCUCUGCCCGCACAUUCCCAGAGCCCCCAGCCAAAAAAAGCAAGCAGCACAACGCUAACAGCACCGACGAUCUCAACACACGCCGAGUGGCUGUGACUGCGGUGACCAAGCUGACACCUCUGUUGAACUCUGGCCGUGUCAAGUGCCAUGUCAUGCUCCAUUAUGUCCAGACAACAGAUGCUUUUUCCCUCGUGAGCAACCAAAGACCAGCUGUGUUGCACUGCGGUCAAGUUGAUUUAGACAUUCAUAAUGAUUUACAAACUGAGCUGCUAAAAACCCCCCAACUCAUAACAGAUGAGGUUAGAGAGGACUUGCUGAGUCUUUUGGCGGUGCUGGAUCACUGGGUCUUCCAUAUAGACUCUCCCGAAUACAGCUUAGGUGAUAUAAAUGGCUGGAUUCAGAAAAGAGUGGGUUGUAAGAAGAUAGAAGUGAGCCCUCAGUAUCUGAUAUUAAAUUCUUCGGGACCAUCUGCUCUCACGCUGCUGCACUGGCGUCAGAUAACCCCUUUCCAGGGAGAACUGCAUGUCCAUUCCAGACAGUUACAGAUGCUCCAGUUUUUGGAUUUACUGUUGGCAUACCUGCCAGACUCCUGCUCUGUCCAGCCUGUCAAAGGUACUGGAGGUCAGGAUGCAUCUAAAAUGUUUGCUCAAGCAUUGGAGAAAGAGCUGGUGUCUCUCAGGGAGUGUGCCUCGUUACUACUCGGUGAAGAAGAUGAAGAGAAGGUGAAGGAGAAGAGCCUUGUAUAUGAGGAAACACCGGAUACAAGUUCUGUAGAGGGGCUCCAGAGGUGUAGGGAGGUAUGGCAGAGGCACCAGGAGAGGAGCAAGAUGAAGUUGAGCCCUCUGGUGGAUGUGGGGCGAUAUCGUAGGCUGAUCCAAAGCAUGUCUAAAGUCCAACUUAACGGGGAUUUGGCAGCACUCUUAGACAUUCAGCAGUCUUUCCUCCACUAAUAUGCUUCAGUGGUGUUCAUAAUUAAAUAUCCUAUCACCAAGUUGCUCUUAUUUUCUUACUGUGUUAAGUGUAGUGAUUAAAAAGCCACAUUUCACUCACCAACAAAAACCUAUCCCCUCUGUUGGCUGGCUUAAGUUCUGAUCUGGUCUUUCUGUAUAGCCUCUUGGUGUUUAUAUCUUUACAUUGACGAGAGCCUCAACCCAUUCCCACUCAAACGUGGGUUUCUUAAUAUGACACCUUUAUGAUACUGCCCUCUGUUUAAUUUAUUCUUCUGUGUAUGUACUUUUAGACUUGUGUUCAAAAAUGCCCUUUUAUGUCUGUUGCUGCCUGCAGGUGCAUGCUUGACAGAGAUCACUUUCAUCGUGGAGACAGAAACGGUUUGUGUUAUGAAUAAAAACAGCACACUACGGUUGCACGAAGCUCUCCUCACUGGCCGUAGUUGACUGAAUGCUUUUAGUGGUGCUCUCCCCUCAUGGUUCAGUUAUUUUUGAUGUGAAAGGAUGUAAAGAAAAAGAAGUCCUUGGAAGAUGUUUCUGCUGUGAUGCUGCACAGCCUGUCAGGGAUGUAGUGACAAUGCCAUUCAUCCAAGUAAACAUCAAACAUCAUACUGAAAACGGCCUCUGCUUUGCUCGAUACUUAAGGUUUGUGACAGCUUGACUAGUAACAUUGGCUACAAGGGAGGGCAAGAGGUUAUUUCCUCCCAGUGGGAGCUUAAUUUUGUUUGUUCUGGGAGCUACUCCAUCUGUAUUUAGUACUCCCUUUUUUUUCACACCUUUUAUUUUUAUGUGCUUCAUUGCGUUAACUGCCUCCGCAGGAUUCAUUGUCACAGGAUUUGAGCAUAAUUACUUAAAGUGGACCUAUUUUCAUAUUUUAUUUCUUAGACACUACCAGAAGAGAUUGGCAUGAGUUCACAGUUGACAAUAAUGCUUAUUUGUCUCUUAGAGACCUUUUUAUGCAGCCCCUCAGUUCAUGCAUUGUCUGAAACCUGUUUCAGCUCCUGUCUUUUUGAGGCAACUCUCUCCUUCCAGCCAUCAUAUGAGGUGUGUGCCUGAGAUUACCAAUGUUAAGGAUGUCCCCAAUCUUUAAUAUCACACAGAAGAAAAUAAAAUUUAAAAAAAUGUCUGAA